GACAAGCCAGUCAUAUCUUCUCCCGUCGAGUAACUUCAGUGCCCAUACAGCACAUCUCUCUGUCUCUUCCUGCCCGCUUCAGUUUCUCGUACCUUUGCACCACCACCGGGGGUUCCGCCGGAACGCUCGCCGAGAGAAGAGCGCCAUGGCCCGCGUGGUGGUUGAAGGGAUGCCGGAGACGGCCGUCGGAGGAGGAGUGAUGCUGAACCGACGGAGGAGCAAAGCCAAGCGGAGAAAGCGAAAGGAGUUGUUCGCCAUCCAGAUGUGCUUUGCGGGGGUACUGCUGGGGUUCGUCGUGGGGCUCAAGUCCGUGGCACAGAAAGCAGGAUAUCAUGUUUCCAGCUCGGUGGUUGAGGAGGGCGCGAGGUGGGAGAGUCGUCACCUUCUACAGGAAGUGUAUGACAAUGAGUCAAAGCUCUACUCCGAGCCUGAAAAAAAUUGCACAGAACCAGCAAUCCAUGAGUUCCCCAGAGAUUACUUCACCAACCAGGAGCGUGUUGAUGGAGCAGUGGGUCUGCACGUCCUCUGUGCGGUCUAUAUGUUCUAUGCCCUGGCCAUGGUGUGUGAUGACUACUUUGUCCCCUCUCUAGAGAAGAUAUGUGAGCGUCUUCACCUGAGUGAAGAUGUUGCAGGAGCAACCUUUAUGGCAGCAGGCAGUUCAGCUCCUGAACUAUUCACCUCUGUCAUUGGAGUUUUCAUCACCAAAGGUGAUGUUGGGGUCGGCACCAUUGUGGGCUCAGCCGUCUUCAACAUCCUCUGCAUUAUCGGAGUGUGUGGGAUAUUUGCCGUACAGACAAUCCGUCUCACCCGCUGGCCUCUGCUCAGAGACUCUGUGUACUACACCAUUUCUAUCUCUGCUCUAAUAGUGUUCAUAUAUGACGAAAAAGUGGUUUGGUGGGAAGCUCUUACAUUGAUUCUGAUGUAUUUCGUCUACAUUUUGAUCAUGAAGAUGAACUCCCAUGUCGUUCGUUUUCUGGAGAGGCGUAAGAAGAACUCAUCCAGUUUGAGGAAUGGAGCGGCUAAUAACGGCGAGCUAGAUGAUGGCUGUGAUGCUACCUCUGUUCUACUGAAGAAAGCGAACCACCACAGGAAGACAUCGGUGUUGAUGGUGGACGAGCUUCUGUCGGCGUACCCCCACCAGCUGUCCUUCUCCGAGGCCGGCAUGAGGAUCAUGAUCACCAGCCACUUCUCCCCGCGAACCCGCCUUACCAUGGCUUCACGAAUGCUCAUCACUGAGAGGCAGCGUCUGAUCAACACACGGACUCUUACCAAUGGUGACUCGGAUGUUCCAGUGAAAGGAGGAAGUAGGCGGGGCAUAGAGAAUGGGCUGUCUGGGGCUGAAAGGGGUGUUAGUGUUCGCCAUGACGACCGAGAGGCGGGCAAUGAGACGGAGAACGAGGACAACGAGAACAACGAGAACGAUGAAGAGGAAGAAGAAGAAGAUGGAGAUGGACCCUUAGUGCCCUUCCAGUGCCCAGCGGGUAUGUGCAACAAACUGAAGUGGCUACUGGCCUGGCCUCUGUGCCUGCUGCUGUACUUCACCGUCCCCAACUGCUCCACGCCUCGCUGGGACAACUACUUCAUGCUAUCCUUUGUCUGCUCUACCCUGUGGAUCGCCGGCUUCUCCUACAUCAUGGUCUGGAUGGUAACAGUGAUAGGCUUCACACUCGGUAUUCCAGAUGUCAUCAUGGGCAUCACCUUCCUGGCAGCCGGCACCAGUGUCCCUGAUUGCAUGGCCAGCCUAAUAGUGGCACGACAAGGAAUGGGAGACAUGGCGGUGUCCAACUCCAUCGGCAGUAAUGUGUUUGACAUCCUGGUGGGGCUCGGCCUCCCCUGGGCCCUCAAGACUCUGGCUAUCAAUUACGGCUCUGAUAUCAAGCUGAACAGUAAAGGCCUGAUCUUCUCUGUGGGGCUCCUGCUGGCAUCUGUGUUUAUGACUGUCCUGGGAGUUCACCUAAACAAGUGGACACUGGACAAGCGCUUGGGUUUCACAUGUCUCCUCCUCUACUCCAUCUUCCUGUGUUUCUCCUGCCUCAUCGAGUACAACAUCUUCACCUUUGUCAACCUGCCCACCUGCCGGGAUGACUGAAGCACACACACAUGCGCGCGCAUGCACACACACACACACACACACACACACAGAUAUUAUAUGUGCACAUUUACACUAGGAGUGAUGUUGCAGGGAAUUCUAAGUGAAGUAUUAAACAGAUGGUGGUUUCCGACGAUAGAAUGCACAAAGUAUAUUUUAAAUCGAAAUGACACCAAGCAUUAUUUCUAAAUACCAUCUGACAGCAGUCUGAUUCACACUCUGUUUUCUGCUUUUAUUCUCUUUUGUGAGGAGACGUCCCACUCUGCUCAGCUUUGUUUCUGAAGCCUGUCUUUCUGCUCAGUGCAAUAUGGAGUUGAUGUUUGCUCACGACAGGAGUGUGGGAUUGAUUUCAGGAGCAGAGAAAAUGACUGACUCGUUACAAGCACAGGACAGCACUGAGGACAGCCACAACAACAACAACAACAACAAAGAAGUCUUUGUCCGACUACUGCUUGCUUCUGACGUGAGGACCUUUAUUUUGAAACUCCCAGUAUUUAGAUGUAGAAGUGGUCAUGUUUACUAGCUGCUAUCCUUUCCUGAGAGGAAAGGCAGGUCUUUUAGAUCUACUAGAGAGUAAUAAUUCUAAAAGCAAUGAUGUAAAUGGAUGGGUGGGAGGGUUGUAGGUUAGGGCUGUGGUGCAUAAUGUUUGAACAGAGUAAGGGUCAGAGUGGAAGUGUUCAGAACAGAAUCUGUUAUGCAGAUGAGCACAUUUUCCAAACGCCAUUAUCUCUAUUUAGAUUUCCAUUAUGUUGUCAUAAUUAAGUCUAUAGUUUGCUCAGAACAUUUCCACACAUACAGCUAUAGUUCUUGGGGGAAAGUACCUAAACCCCCCUGCCUGCAUAGUAUCGGGGCAUUAUUCAGUCACCUUUUUAUAAAUUAACUUCAAUAGCAUCACAGUUGUAGCUUCUAUGUUUUGUACUGGAAAGUAAUUAGCUUUAUGGAGAGUUUUUGUUUUCCUUCUGUAAAUAGCGUCCCACUGUACAUACCCCCAGAUGUCAUAUUUAUUAUUUAUUCAUGUCAUACGCACAUUUCUCCUCUGGAGGUCACGAAGCACCCGGGCAGGUUUUAUUUCUGGACCCGGGGGUUGCUGAAAUUCACACCUAAGAUCUUUUCAAAUGACCACUCGUACAAACAAGCACAAUUUCCUCUGAAAGUGUUUGUCUUGUUGAUUUGACUUGAUUUAGUUCUGUUGUGUGUGUGUGUGGAUGUUAAAAACAGACUUCAAACUUGCACUGAAGAGCUUACACUAGCUUCACAGGGAGACUGUAAGUGUUUCUCCUCCUAAUGCAUGCUGAUUAUAAGGAUAGCAUCCUUGUAAAAUGAAGCACGUUUGUAUGAAAUUGUCACGUCUAGGUUUUAACGAGGCAAAUGUUGUGUUUUGGGGGGGAUUGUUUUGGAGAGGUGUCAUUGUCUGCGCUGCCACCUAUGGACAGAGACUAAUGAACUGCUGCUUUUUGUUUUCUCAAACAUACCGACCAAAUAGACUGAAAACAGUGGUGGCAUUAUUUAAAGCAACAGCCGAGCAUGUUGGACAAGGUACUUCCUCUCUGGUGGAUGGAUGUCCUGCUUCACUCCUCUGUGUUCUCAAAGAGGAAGUGAGGUAUAAAUGUGGUAGUAUUGUAGGAGUAGAGUAAUGAUGCAAUAUAAAGCAUCAGGACUUUUAUCCCAGCUCUAAUACUUCAAGGUUGGGGUUUCAACUUAUUUUUAUCCAGGAGUUCUUUGUAUUUUGUAAUGCCUAAUGUCUAGAUUUGUCCAGAUAUAGUAGGUUUGUGGUACAUAAAUAUUCCUACUAGUUUUUAGAGCAUGUACAAUGUGGUUCGUGAACCCUCCGGGGGAUUUUUAUUCCACUGCAGGAAUCGAGGCACGCCGGCAAAGUCACACUAUUCCUCAAAGACUUCUACCACUGUAGAAAUGAACACUUUGCCUGUCAGAGCCUGUUGAUUCUGACGGUAUCCAUCAAAAUGUCAGCUGUUCCUCCACAAAGGUUCAUUUGAAAUGUCAUGUGUUCUACUCAUUUUUUUUAUUCAUUGAUGGAAGACAAUUGCUAAAACACAACUACGUCUAAUUUUUUUCAGGUACAUUUUUAAUUUAUUGAUCAGUAAUAUAAACUAUCAAAUCAGAGAAAUAUUGUCUUUCGAAUGUACAAAUAAUUAAUUUUGUUUGUUGUUGUUUGUAAAUCAUACAUAUUUAUUUAUUUCAGAGACACAGGCAGAGUAUUCUGUGCUAUGACCGGAAAACAGGGUUUAAAUGUUUUGAGUCUCAUGUAAUGCAAUAACUAUGAGCUUACAAAUAUGUAAAUAUACCGCUUUAAUGAUCAAAGACAAAUUUAUAAUAGAGUUUAACAUGAUGUAUUCAAAUAGUCAAUGAUGUCUUUCAAUAUGUGACACUGUAACAGCAUUGUUUAUGAAGUGAUUUAUCAAUGACUAUACACAAUCAAAACCGGACUGUUAUUCAUAUACUGAGCCCUACAACUUUAAACAUUAUCAUGGUCAGUUCAGCAUAAUCACAUUAAUGGUACGCUGAUUGUUACAAUGGUCAUCAGAUACUGUAGAUUCUAGUUACAAUAUCUGCGUAAAUGGAGACCCUGAUAUUUAGAAUCUGAGGUAGUCAUUUUCUUCAUCACUUUAAGCAUGUCUUGUAAGGACAGAAAUGUUACUGUACCUCAGUGAUCAAAGACACAGCUUUUAAGUGUUUUCUUUAUAAGUCCCAUCUUUCCUGGCAAUUUCCCUCAUAGAACUAUGUAAUGUGGUUCUAAUUAUAGAGAAAAUAGAGAAAUAUAUAGUACAAAGUACAUAGCUCAUAUCGGGGAACUGUUACAUAGGUGUAUGGAGUUUACAAGCAGUUGCUGAUGUAUAAGAAUAUAUGGAAGCCCAUUUCCACCAGAAAAAGAAAAAAAAACAUUAAAUGUAACAAAAAUAAAAAUAAUCCUCAAAGUAAUAUAAUACUGAGUCAGUGUUUGAAUUUGUAAGUUACAAUUAUGAGCUUUAACAAAGUUGACAUCAUGAGAUAGUAAGUCAAAUUUAUGAGGUAGUCAAAAAUUUGAGAAUGCGCUAAACUGAUGCCAAAUAAUGAAAUACAAAGUUGAAAUUAUGAUAUAUUUUGACUACAUCAUUAUUUUGACCUUGAUGCUAUGAGAGACCAUUUCUGUCACAAAAAAACACAAAACAAAUAUUAAAUGUUACAAGAUUAAAAAAAAAACAAAAAAAAAGUAUUGGUCAAGGUAAUACUGAGUCAAAAGUUUGGUGGGUAAGUCACAAUUAUGAGCUUUAACAAAGUUGACAUCAUGAGUUAAUAAGUCAAAAUUAUGAUGCAGUCAAAAAUUUGAGAAUACAUUGAAUGACUUUUAAGCCACAUAAUAGAAUACUAUGUUGAUAUUAAUAUAUUUUUGACUAUAUCGUAAUUUUGACUUUGAAUAUAUGGAAGCCCAUUUCUGCCAAAAAAAAGGAGAAAAAAAUAUAAAACAUUAAAUGUAACAAAAAUAAAAAUAAGUAUUAGUCAAAGUUAUGAGAUAUUCAGUCAAAAGUUUGACUUUGUAAGUUAAAAUUAUGACCCUCAGGGGCGUCAGUGGCUUGGUGGUAGAGCAGGCGCCCCGUGGCCCUUUGCUGCAUGUCACUCCCUCUCUCUCUCCCCCCUUCACGCUCAUCUGUCCUAUCAAUUAAAGGCUUAAAAAUGCCCAAAAAAAUAUCUUAAAAAAAAAGAAAAAAAAAAUGUAUGACCCUCAAUAAAGUAAACAUCAUGACAUAGGUCAAAAUUAUAAGGCAGUCAGAAUGGUUAGUAUGGAAGUCAAAACUUUGAAAUACUAAGUUGAAUAUUAAUAUUUUUUGAGUAUGUCAUAAUUUUGACAUUGAUGUAUGGUCUGAAUCUGCCAGAAAAAGAAGAGAAAAAAAAAUACAAAAAUAAAACUAAUUUAGUCAAAGCACUAAGAUCCUGACUCAAAAGUUAUACUUGGCAAGUCACAAUUAUGAGCUUUAACAAAUAGUAGGGCAAAAUUAUAAGGUAGUCAACAUUUUGACUUUUAUGCAAAUCAUGAAAUCAAAAUUAAUAUAUUUUUGACUAUGUCGUAUUUUGACUUUGAUUUUGGCUAACCCAAUUUCUUUUAUUAUUGAGUAUUAUAAUUUACCCUGACUGAGUAUUUUUAAAAAUCAAAAUCACAAUAUUAUUUUGAAUAAAUGAUGUUUGACUUUCAAAGUCAUGAAUUUGAUUCAAUCAAAAUUUUGACAUAGUAUCUUAAAAUGUUGAAUUACUUGGAGUUAUUUCAUAUUGUCAUUCCUAUCAUUGCAUUUUUUUUCCUGGCAGAAAAAUGGGCUUCCAUAAAUUAUCUGAAAGAACAGCUAAUAUCUUAAUGAAUGCAAAGCCUGACAGAGAUCCAUCAAUCCUAAGUAAAAAUUCCUUUAUAAAUGAAAACUAAAUGAAACGUAUAUUAUAUUAAACAUAUGCUUGCCUUUGACAAAUUAAGCAUUUUUGCAUAUUCACCUGACCUGAUGUUCCUUACUUUCAGACUUAAGGCUAAGCUAUAUUAGCAGUAUUGUUGGAAAUGUACCAACCUGAGCACAGUCUUUGUUUUAAUUAUAACUUUUCCAAAUUACAUAGUUUACAUAGUUUAGAUCAGUUAUUUCCAGGAAAAUGUUAGGAAAUCAUGGGACCAAUGAAAUAAAUUGUAUCUCUCUCAAAUCCCCAAAUGCUGAUGACUGUUGGUUUUUGGAAAAUCAACACUGUUCAGUUUGAAAUCAUCAACAGUUGGUGCUUUUAAUGACGUGGAGAAGUGGAUCUUUAAGCAUGUGUACUGUAGCAUUCCUAGCUUGGAUCAGUAUCUAUCACUAACCACAAGCUCAUCUCUGCUCAUUCUUGGUAGGGUGACUAAGAUACAGAUAUUUACACUACAGUACAUCACACACUAUGCUGGCUGUUGGAAGAAAAAUCACUGAAAUCACUCAGUCGUCCUUUAAUGUUUGAAGUAUUAUCACUAUCUGUAUAGCCCAGGGCAUUUUUCCCACUUCAUCAUAUUUAUCAGAAAAUAUCUGUAGCAUGCACUUUACCAUUUAACAAUUGAUGCUACAGAUUAUUUGGUUCAAUACAUUCUGUGCUGCUAUUUACCUGACACCUAAACAAAGGGUACUAUGUCUUUGAAACUAACUACCACAAAGAUGCUCACAUUUUGAAAAAAAAAAAGCGUCUUGUAGAGGAGAUUUCUAAAUAAUUUGUGAUAUUCACAUGGGUGAUAUUGCUGAUGUACAUAUGUAUAUAGAUAGGUGUAAAUGUAUUUAUAUAUUUUUUGUCUCAAUCUGUAUAUCUGUUGAAUAUAUUUUCAUAGAUCCUAGGUCUCCCUUGUACCCCCUUUGAUGUGUUUGAGACCUCUAAAACUAUUGUCCUUUGUUUAUUUGCAUGGAGAUAUUUCAAUAUAAUAAAUUAUUUAUGGCAAAUCUUAAUGUACUUUGGGAUGAGAGUCCAAUGAGUUUUUAGAUGACACUGGAUUUAGUUUGAACUGGAUAUCCUAGGGGACUGCAUGCUGUUGCUAGUACAGGAUAUGAGAUGGAGAGUGAGAGCAUUUGCAGACGAUACGUUUCUCUACAUGUCCAAGCUUGACCUCUUCAUACACAAGAAACUUUUCAACAGAAUGGUUUACUUUGUGUUUAGAUGUUUCAAAUGUAAUUAUAGAGAUAAUUUUGCUACCUGAGCAUUAAUAAAGUUGUCUUUGCUUAAGGUAACACAA
This is a messenger RNA of Epinephelus lanceolatus (giant grouper), 7799 nucleotides long. RefSeq names its product solute carrier family 24 member 3 (gene slc24a3). Gene Ontology annotation, biological process: intracellular calcium ion homeostasis; calcium ion transmembrane transport. Gene Ontology annotation, cellular component: plasma membrane. NCBI's taxonomy places the organism in Eukaryota, Metazoa, Chordata, Actinopteri, Perciformes, Serranidae. The record is from RefSeq and is a predicted model, not a curated record. Gene Ontology annotation, molecular function: calcium, potassium:sodium antiporter activity; calcium channel activity.